AGAAAACUGGAAACUUGAAUGCAAAUCCACUUUCUUUGACGCCACAAAAAUAAAAGUUAAUAGUCUUUCUUGUUUUCUACGAUUUCAAAUUUCCGUGGUCACGGUUUUACACAAAGAACCAAAAUUUGGUACCAAAACGAAACGAAAAAUCCAAAACCCUCGAGCAAGUUUCACAAUAUCGGAUUGUCCUGCUGCUUGUGGAGCAUUUCAGAAGAUGUUGAUGUUUUAGCCGAUUUUAAGAUUAACCCGGUUCCUAAUUUGGGUGGAAUUUGCAAAAUCUUGAGGUUUUGGUGGUGUUUUUGAUCAUGGGUUGGAAGUACAACGCCGGUUUGGGGUUGAUUGGCACGGUUGUGUUCAUCUGGGUCGCUUCUGCAGAGGUUACUCAGAGAAUUUUCAGCAAGUACAAACAGCCAUUUUCGCUCACUUAUCUCGGUGUGUCUCUAAUGGUGGUUUAUCUGCCUAUAUCAGCUUUGAAAGAUUGGCUCUGCAACUUAUUGGACCGAAAUUUAGUUAAGAACUUUUGCAAUGGCAGUGCUCUGUGCACCUCAGUCGGGCUUGAUAUUCCUCUUAGAAUAAAUGAAACCCACGUUCCACAAACAGAUGUUAGAAGCUGCCUAAUAACUGACAAAGAUCUUAGUAACACGGAAGAAGGGCGACCUCUAAUGGAUAAGAGUGAAGAAGAUGAACCUCGCUUGCUUGAACAUAGUCGUCAACUUAGUCCAUGCGAAGUUGCAAAAUUUGGCUUGCUUCUUACUCCGUUGUGGUUUAUCACAGAGUAUCUGUCGAACUCUGCACUGGCAAAUACCAGUGUUGCAAGUACAACUGUCCUAACUUCUUCAUCGGGGCUCUUUACACUUUUCUUUGGAGCUCUUCUUCAUCAGGAUUCCAUAACUAUUGCAAAGAUGGUUGCCGUUUGUGUCACCAUGGCUGGUGUUGCCAUGACCACAGUUGGAAAAACUUGGGCACCUGAUGAACUGCUGAGCAUAUCUGAGAUUAGAAAGCACUCUAUAAUGGGAGAUAUUUUUGGUCUUCUCUCAGCUGUGUCAUAUGGAUUGUUUACGGUGUUACUCAAGAAAUUUGCUGGAUCAGAGGAGAAAGGAGAUAAGGCUGAUGUGCCGAAGCUUUUCGGAUACAUUGGUCUCUUCACUCUGCUUGGUCUGUGGUGGCUCGUGUGGCCGCUCAAUGCAAUCGGGAUUGAACCUUCAUUUGAGUUUCCACAUUCAAAAUGUAUUGCCGAAGCUGUGCUGAUAAAUGGCUUUGUCGGGAGUGUUCUUUCGGAUUAUUUUUGGGCUCUUUCCGUGGUUUGGACAUCUCCAUUAGUUGCAACGCUGGGCAUGUCCUUGACAAUUCCACUUGCAAUGGUAGCCGACAUGGUGAUUCACGGCCGCCAUUUUUCUGCACUCUACAUCAUUGGUUCCAUUCAGGUUUUUGCAGGAUUUGUGAUGGCAAACGUUUCGGACAAGUUCUCGAGCAAGCAAGAGUUGCAGUAGUGAUGCAUAACAAUCUCUAUGAAGUUGUAGCUUGUAUGUUUAAUGAAUACGUCUGUCACAUUUGUAAAGAUAUAAGGGAAGAUCAACUGCCCCUUACAUUGUAUACAACAUACAAACUUGUAUGGAUCUCUCUCUCUCUCUC
Pyrus x bretschneideri (Chinese white pear) is the source of this 1632-nucleotide messenger RNA. RefSeq names its product solute carrier family 35 member F5-like. NCBI's taxonomy places the organism in Eukaryota, Viridiplantae, Streptophyta, Magnoliopsida, Rosales, Rosaceae. Gene Ontology annotation, cellular component: membrane. The record is from RefSeq and is a predicted model, not a curated record. Gene Ontology annotation, biological process: regulation of peptide transport.